CGCCAAGUCGUUUAUGUUUAAAGGAUGUAAUAUUGUGUAUAUGCACGCGUUCAUUCAAGUUUUUGUAUUUAGAGGACUAUUAGGCGUGGAAAGGACCAGUGAACAUGUGAUGUACAUUCUGUGGGAGCCUGCACACUGCGAUAAUAUACAGGCCGAAUAUUAUGAUGAUUAUUUUAGCAUUUCUAUGACCAUGCCAAUUGAAUUUACUGACGACAAACUAACAACUGGUAUGGACAUCACGCCAUUUUAAAGAGAGAAAAAAGUAAGAUGGCAUCGAAUGAAGAUAUCAUUACAAGAGGCCACGAGCAUUAUCUGAGGUAUUUAUUGCUGCUUGGCCAAGCUGCACCUGUCGCUUUGAAAGCAUUAUGUAGGAGACAAGAAUUAAAUUCAGGGACAACUCUGAAUUCUCUUAUUCUUGAAAAGAAGGAAACGUUCAAGCAGUCGCAAAGUGAACAUUUUGUUCAGUUGUUUCAUGAUGAUUCAGUUAAUACGAAUAUAGAGUCAUGGGACACACAUCUAUUAUGUGUAGUUUUAUCUGUAUUAUUUGAACAACGUUUAUCAAGUCCCGAACACGAGGGAAUAGAUUGCAUUAGGGACCAAAGGAAAGACUUGGAUAAUUUCGCGUCAUCGGCUUCUCUGAGCUUCAACACUUUCAAAAGCAAAUGGGACCCACUACAUAAAGCAUUACUGGAACUAAGUAAAGAUAUUGAUGACCAAGCCAAACUCGAAUGUAAAUUGAUGAUUCAUUCAUUCUAUUCGGAACCAAUCACUGUAAACUGGAAAUUGAUAAAUAAGUUCAUGAAGAUCAGAGAUGUUGAUAUGCACGUUAAGCUUGCCAUAGAAGACAAAGUUGUUCCAAAAAUACAUGGCGAGAAAGAGGAGUUGAACGGUGGAAAUGGAGAAACAACAGUAUCAGUGGACAAUGGCGAAAAUGAAGAACAUGAAGAAGAGACAGACGAUGUUGACAGUACAGAUUUACGGCAAGAUGAGGAAGUUGCAUUUUUCAUCGAAAACCUUCAGGACACGUUUGUCUAUGUUGGUGAUCCAGCUAUUCUCACUUGCAAACUCAAUGUGGCUGAGAAAAUAGUGACGUGGCGGAAGGAUUUCAACAUAGUUGAGGAAACAGAAGCGUUGAAAUUUCUAAAUGAUAGAUCUUCUCACUGGCUUGCUAUUUCGAGUACAAUGCAGAAAGACACAGGAAACUUUUCUUGUGUUUGUGGUUCUGCUUCAACUGCAGCUAUGCUGAAAGUAACAGAGAAACCUUUGAAGAUUAUCAAAGAGAUACAAGUAGAGUUAGACGGAAUGGAGUGCAGAGAGAAUAUGGAUAUCGAUCUUGUUUGUAAGGUCAACUUACCCACGAAGAAACCUAUCUGGCGUCAUAACAACAUUCCCAUUAACAGUAACAGAAUCUCUGCAUCAGCUACCGAACUAGAACACAAAUUGACAAUUCUGAAUGUAAGGUUUGAAGACGAAGGCGAAUACACUGUUGAUUUUGGUGACGUCACAUCGAGUACUAUCCUAGUAAUUAAAGGUAACGUCGAUUUGAUACACAAGAAACAGCUUACUGAAGAACUUUACAAGAACUGGAUACGAUGUGCCCUAGGCUUAAAGUACUUAAAGUUUGCUUUAGAGGGUGUUUCCGAUAGGCUUGUUAGGAACCAACAUAGUGAAUUCAUGAAAAGUCUGGAAAAUUAUGGCACAGAGUGUACACAAUGUUCUGUCGAGAGUCUUCUUCCCUCGCACAAUGAAGAGAAGAAGAAAAAGAAUUGUAGAAACAAGAAAUGUUUAUGUGCACAACAUUUGCAGAACCGCGUGUUUUGCCCCAGCGGAGGGUUUUGUAGCCAGUUUUAUGAUCUUGUGGUUCAGGGCCACCGGUUUGUCGAUCCACUGCUAGCAAAUACGGACAUUCAGAAUUGGAGCAGUGAACCUUGGAGCGUAGCAACCUGCUAUAUAAGUACUACAGGCUAUAAGGGCAAGACAUCAGCGAAGGAAAUAGAUUGUGCUGGAUUAUUAUCUUUGUUCAUGAAUGAUCUUUUCGUCCAUACAAGUCUCGGGGAUGUGUAUAUAGACGGAGAAAAAGACCUGUUUAAACAGGCGAGAGAUGCUCGUAAUGACAUACUUCACAACCCCAAUUAUGAGAUUUCCGAGGGUCAGCUUGAUGAGUACAUAGACUUGUUCAAGAACGUUUUGGAGAUUAAAGACAUGAAAGGCGUGACGCCAUUGCUUAGCGAGUCUGGUGUCAAAGCAGCCAUUCACGGUCUAAAUGAGUUGAAGAAUAAACAGAUAGAUAUACAUAUUUUCGAAGAUCUUCAACAACACAUUAAGAACCUGCGAGAACAUGCUAUGAAUGAAGUGGCAGAAAAGUUCGAACAAGCCGAGAAGGAGAAAGACAUUAGAAUACAACAUCUUGAAGAAAAACUUCAACAGACUGAGAAGGAACUACGUUUAAUGAAUGACCUGCGAUCAGUUCUUGAAACAAGAAAGCAGUCGAAAGAGCAGAAAGUUCCUUUCGAGCUUGAAUUACACAUACGAGUACUUCGUACAACGAGAGAAUCAUCAGUUCAAGGAAACAGUCUUGUAUAUCGCCUGUUGACAGCGGAUGUAAACAACCAUAGCAACAGGACGAUUGUACCUCUUGAUUAUUCAACUACGCACACGUACCAGAAAACUAUCCAGUCGGUAAGGAGCCUACUUGGUCACAUAUAUGCCCUCGAACAGACUCAGGUUGGCAGUGUUUUGCAAAGCCAGACAUCUGUUGAGCUUAGAAUCCGGUGUUUUACAUGUAAAGCAGUCAAUCAACUUCUUGCAUACUUCAACGGAAUGACAUUUCAGGAAGAACGGAUUGAGUUGAGAAAAAGUCUAGGGAUAGAAGUGAACGGGGAAAAUACCUAUGAUGUAUUGGCAAGUUGCUCAUCCCAAAGCAUAGAUAACACAAGGAGGCAACUUCGUGAAAGUGGUGUAAUCAAAGAGAUUACCAGUAGUUUUACUUGUAGCAAGCAUCAAAACCGGAAGAUAGUAUGGUAUUGCUCUGAUCACGAACACCUGUGUUGCAUUAUUUGCAGAGAAACAGAUCAUAGAUCAUGUGUUGGACCUAACCGAGCCAUAUCAGAUAAAAGAGAUGAGAAGGUGAUACAAAAAUCCCUAUCCGUUAAAACCAAGAUGGGGUCAUACAAUGUGAAACUAUAUGAUCAGAAAGUUGCAAAACCAGAUGGACCUUCAUGCAGUAUACUUAAAAUCUGUGUAUUACCCAAGGGUAAAAUUCUUCUUGCCGAUCGUGACAAUAGCAGACUUAAGAAACUUGACAAAUCUUACAAGUUAAUCAGUUACUGUGAACUUCCCGAUUACCCCUUUGACGCGUGUUAUGUGGGCAAUCAGACAGCUGCCGUAAGUGUUGGAGAUGCUGGUAUACAGUUUGUGAAUAUAUCAGGUAAAAUGAAGUUGAGGAAAUUAGUGAAACUGGAUCAUUUCUGUUUAGGUCUUGAUUCCCAUGAGGAUAACCUGUAUGUCACGAGCAGGGAUACGGUGUUCAGUUACAAGAAGGACGCUUCUGGGCAGCGUGUUCUUUACCAUAAACAAGAAGUGAAUGAUGAUGAAUCGCUCGGUCACAUAGUUGCCAGUGAGGACGGGAAAUUGCUCUAUUUGUCGGAUGUUAACGGUGGUCUUGUUACCAUAGACAGCACUGGCACUCAUCUGAAUACUUUGAAAAAUGAUGUGCUUCAGGGUGCCUCUGGUUUGUGUUUAGUCAGUGACGGUACUAUUCUUGUCACUGAUGAAAAUACACAUAGUGUGCAUCAGGUUGACUAUAAUGGUGAACUAGUCUUAGGAAAGGUUGUUACAAGGGAGCACAGCACACCAAAACCGUGGUCGGUCUGUUAUGAUAAAAAUCUGGCUAGACUGAUUGUCGGGUAUUUUUAUGAAAACCAUAUUACAGUUUAUGAACUACAAUAAAGAAAUUCACAAGACACUCUAGCACGGUAAAACAAGCCGUGCAUGCUGCAGUUCUGACACAAUACCAAACACACUCCGACGCGAAAAAUGCGCGAUAGCAUCAGAUUCUGCAACUACAAUUCCGCAAUAUUAGGUCAGCAUCCAAUUCAAUAACAAUAUACAGUGUCAUCAAUUUGUAAACAUGCUAUUCCAAUAUAGUGAAAUAAUGGUUAUAUUUCAUUGAUACUAAAAUUCAGCAAGCUCGAUGGCUAUAGAUUAAGAGAGUUUCUCUAUUUUAGUUUAAAAAAUAAUAUAUUUCAUUUAUUGAUUGGUCGAUGAAUAAAAUCAUUGUUUGGAGUUCAGAUGCGAAGGAAUUAUAUCAGAUCACGAGGGCGCAUCUGAACAACAAACAAUGAUUUUAUUCAAGAGCAAAUCACAGUUUUAUAUCUUAUUUAGAUUCUAACACGAUAUUGAGAGUUAUUAUCUACAUAUUUACCAUAUAUUUGCCAGUUUUUGUGUGGUUCUCAUUUCCAGCACGCCCCUGUGAUGUUUAAUGCUAUGACGUAAUAAUUGUGAUAUACAGAAUGUCUGUGUUGCAAAAUAACACACUGUGUCUGUUUCAAGUCUUGUUGUUUAAUAAGUAACAUUUGUUUCUUUUAUACUGUUUCUGUAAUAAAUGUUGUUAAAACGAUGUUGAUUAAAGUUUAUUUUACAAUUCUGAACACAUAUCGUACCAAACUCUAACACAGUGUUACUUCCCCUUAUCGGUACAUUUACCAGUAGAUGACUGUUGCGCUUAUGAUUGUAUGGA
Molecule: messenger RNA, 4738 nt
Organism: Mercenaria mercenaria
Lineage: Eukaryota; Metazoa; Mollusca; Bivalvia; Venerida; Veneridae
Exons: 14
Coding region: 268-3948 (1226 amino acids)
Molecular function (GO): zinc ion binding; protein binding
Source: RefSeq, a predicted model, not a curated record